Molecule: messenger RNA, 666 nt
Organism: Paramecium sonneborni
Lineage: Eukaryota; Ciliophora; Oligohymenophorea; Peniculida; Parameciidae
Source: the annotation of a GenBank genome assembly
AUGUUUUAUUCAUAAUUUUUUGUAGCACUAGGAGCCUCUUUAUUAUUUUAUGGAAUCUAUUUCAUAACAACUUCAGAAGCAGCAGUAAUAAAUUCCACUAAUGCAAUUUGGAGUUAGAUUAUAAGUUUAAUAGUUAAUAAAGAGCCAAUUACAAAAAGUAGAAUGAUUAAUACAUUUAUAUGCAUAAUUGGGAUUGUAUUAAUAAUGAAUCCGAAAUUAUCUCAAAAAAAUGAUAUGCAAAGAAUUAUUGCAUGUUUAAGUGUAUUGCUUUGUAGUGUUUUAUAAGCAUAUGGAUUUAUUAAAUUAAAGUAAAUUGGAAAGGAAAUAAGACCAACAAUUAUUACAUCCUAUUUUCAUCUUGCUGUUAUUUUGGUUAUGGGUGUUUAACACUAAUAUGUAACUACAUUUGAGUAUUUUGAUAACUAUUUUUUAUACAUAUUGGCUUAUGCAUUAUUUAGUUUAUCUGGACAUUUACUCUAGUUCAGAGCUUAAGCUUUAGUAUCUUUUGAUAAGAUAUGUAAUUAUCCAUUUUCUUUAAUGAUUUAUUAGAUAUUUUUUGAUUAUUUUUUAUUUGGAAAGAUUUUGCCAAUUCAAGGAUUUCUUGGAGGAGGAUUGGUAGUUUUUGGAAUCUUUAAAUAACUUUAAGAUGAUAAAAAAAUAAGAUGA